Colletotrichum graminicola M1.001 is the source of this 1458-nucleotide messenger RNA. RefSeq names its product SET domain-containing protein. Gene Ontology annotation, biological process: peptidyl-lysine monomethylation. The transcript is spliced from 4 exons. The record is from RefSeq and is a predicted model, not a curated record. NCBI's taxonomy places the organism in Eukaryota, Fungi, Ascomycota, Sordariomycetes, Glomerellales, Glomerellaceae. Gene Ontology annotation, cellular component: nucleus. Gene Ontology annotation, molecular function: protein-lysine N-methyltransferase activity; protein binding. Bases 1 to 1458 code for a protein of 485 amino acids.
AUGGCCGCCUCUCAGCUUCCCCUCGAUACUCUAUCCACUUGGGCCAUGUUCAACGAUGUAGACCUUGUCGACGUCGAGGCGCGCGAGAUCCCCGGCUGCGGUCUCGGAUUGGUCUCGAACAAGGACCUCAGCCGCGAGGAGGAGACGUUGGACAUACCGACUCUGCUGAGGAUUCCCCAUGAGCUGAUCCUAUCUGCAGAGGCUGUCGAAAACUACGCCAAGGUCGACAAGAACUUUCGUCAACUGCUAAAUGUCGCUGGACAUAAGUCGACCCGGCAUGACAUCUGCAUUUUUCUGCUUACACAGCAAAUCCUCGCUGACCAGCCGGAGACGUCCUUGCAUGGCGGUGUGCCGACGCCUUGGACCGAGUACAUCAAAUAUCUACCACCGCAGGUGCCUGUCACGACACUUUGGACCGUGCGAGAGCGGCAAAUGCUGAACGGAACAUCGCUUGAAUCGGCCACGGCUGCUAAGAUCGUUGCACUUUCCGACGAGUUCGACGAGCUCCGCGAGGUGUCUUCCUCGCUGCCCUUAUGGAACGAACUGUUUUGGGAAAGCGGCAAGGUCUCACUCAUCGACUGGGUUCGGGUCGAUGCAUGGUUCCGCUCCCGAUGUCUGGAGCUUCCCAAAUCGGGCGAGGCCAUGGUUCCGGUACUGGACUUGGCAAACCACUCAUCCAAGGCCAAUGCAUAUUAUGAACAAAACAGCAAGGACGAGGUGGUUCUGCUCCUGCGGCCUGGCUGCAGGGUCUCAUCCGGGGAAGAGAUGACAAUCUCGUAUGGGGAUGCAAAAUCCGGAGCCGAGAUGCUAUUCAGCUACGGGUUCAUCGACCCCGCGUCAGCUGCGGACCGUAUCACGCUACCAUUAACACCUCUCGAAGACGACCCGCUGGGUAAGGCGAAACUGCACAUCUUCGAGGGCCCCCCGACUGUGGAGUUUGUCCGGACGAAUCACUCCGUUAGUUGGGAAAGUCCCUUUGCCUAUUUAAUGUGCCUCAACGAAGAAGACGGCCUGUCGUUUCGUAUUCUGCAGGAUACCGGAGGAUCACGGGAGCUGAAGCUGUUCUGGCAAGAAGAGGAUGUAACAACGACGACAGCGGGUUUCGGUCAACACAUUGGCGAUCAUCCUCUUGCUCAAAUCUUUCGUCUUCGGGUAGUAACCGUCUUGCAGGAUCUAGUGACCAACCAGUUGGAACGGUUGGCUACGGGCAUGCCACUGGAGGACUUGGACGAGUCACUGAACGAAGGGGGUCUCGUUUGCGGGGCGUGCAUCAACGCAGCUGCCAUGCUGAGGGAGCAAGAGACUAGGUUGCUGGAAGCUGCAGUGAAGGCUCUCGAAGACCAAAAAACACAACUUCUUGCAGACGAAAGCGUGGUGGCUUAUCUCGGAUCGAUGGAAGAUACCCAAAACGAUUUAGCCGAAGGCGAGGUAUCCAAUGACGAGGAAGACUUCAGUUAG